CGCAAGUAGCAAACCAAAACAAAUGAAAAUAGUGUUUUGAUACUAUUUAUUCUCUUCAACAUCUAUGUAAUAUAAUUCUAAAGAAUCGGUUUAUUAUAACAAUUUAUCCCAAUCAUGAAUUAUUUCUAUAAAUUUGUUCGCAGUGCAGUGUUGCCAUCUAUCUCAAAAAGAACUUUCUAUAACAUGACAUGUAAAAGAACUUAUUCAGAUACUGCUGCAUCUGUCGAAGAAAAAAUUAGUCUUACUACACCAGCAUUUGUGAAAUUACCUCCCAGAACAGGAAAGUUCAAUAAACAAAAGUUCGAUUACUUUUUAGUACUAGACUUUGAAGCAACAUGUGAUUCACCGAAGACUCUUGUACCGCAGGAAGUAAUAGAAUUUCCUGUUCUAAAAAUUAAUAGUGGAACAUUUGAAACAGAAUCAAUGUUUCAUUCAUAUGUUAAGCCUGUUAUUCAUCCAGAACUUACAAAAUUUUGCACACAAUUAACAGGUAUUACACAAGAAAUGGUAGAUAACCAGCCUAUAUUUGAAGAUGUAUUUGAGAAAUUUCAGAGGUGGAUGCAAGAAGAGAAACUCUUAGAUAAGAAUACUAAGAUAGCUUUUGUUACUGUUGGUGACUGGGAUUUGAAGUAUUUAUUUCCAAUCCAGUGCAAAGGCUUAAGAAUACCAGUUGCUGAUUAUAUGAGGAGUUGGAUCAAUUUAAAAGUGAGUUUUGCAGAGAUGACAACAGUUUAUCCUAGAAAUAUGAUAACAAUGAUGAAAUAUUGCCAACUAGAGCAUGAAGGCAGACUUCAUUCUGGUUUGGAUGACUGCAAAAAUAUAGCGAGAGUUUUGAGAGAUUUGGCCGAAAGAGGACUCGUCUAUGAACUAAAUGGUGGUCUUGUCAAACGUGGUUAACAAGUGCUUAACUAAUAUAUAAUUUAAGUGUAAAUAAAAUAAAAAAUUGUUUUUAUUUA
Messenger RNA from Argiope bruennichi, 956 nucleotides. Its product is annotated as ERI1 exoribonuclease 3-like. The record is from RefSeq and is a predicted model, not a curated record. Gene Ontology annotation, molecular function: 3'-5'-RNA exonuclease activity; nucleic acid binding. NCBI's taxonomy places the organism in Eukaryota, Metazoa, Arthropoda, Arachnida, Araneae, Araneidae. Bases 115 to 897 code for a protein of 260 amino acids. The transcript has 7 exons. Gene Ontology annotation, biological process: exonucleolytic trimming to generate mature 3'-end of 5.8S rRNA from tricistronic rRNA transcript (SSU-rRNA, 5.8S rRNA, LSU-rRNA).